UUUGCCCACAGCCUUGUCCAUCAACAUUUAACACUUACUUCUCCAUCCUGCAAUACUUUGACUCUGCUGAGAUGAAUGAUGUUGCCAGCCCACCUGCUCCUCCCUCAUCACCUUAUUCUCUUAUGAUAAACACUCUAAAAAGGUCACUGACUUUUAAGAUAAUUAAUGAUGCCUGGCCACACACUCACACACAAUGGAGGUUCCCCUGCUUUAAUUUUCCUAUUAUAUGUGCCGACUUGCUUUCUGUCUCCUGUUGACAGGUCUACAUGGCCUGUAAGCACGUACACCACCCCUUUCAUUCACCUCUAUUCAGCUUCCGUCUCUACACCUGUGAGUCUAAGGGGAGCAGAUUGACAGAUCAGACAGCAAACAGGUUUUCUCAAACUACACAGCUCAAUGUGUAAGGGGAUCUCCUCCCUGCCCUCCUCAUGCCUGGAGAAGGCAAAAGAGAUGCGGGCGAUGUUAAGCCAUCUGGCUGAGACGCACCACAAACACAAGGUUCUGGAUGGAAAAGCUCUCCAGGACCUGGAAACUCUGCUAAACAACAAAAGCGGUCUGCAGGCGUUUCGUGGGUUCCUGCUUUCAGAGUUCAGUGAAGAAAACCUCGAGUUCUGGCUGGCCUGCGAGGACUACAGGCUGUCUCCUUCAAACCUGCAGAAGACCAAGUCCAGCAGCAUCUACGGCCAGUUUAUUAACCCUGACGCUCCACAGGAGGUAAACUUGGACGCUGAGACCCGGGAAGCUCUGUUGAGUGUGACGGACUCUCCAUGUGCCGACACAUUCAACAAGGCUCAACAGAGAAUCUACAAUUUGAUGGCGAAAGACUCCUUCCCGAGGUUUCUGCGCUCCCCUUACUGCAUGGAGGCCAUUAAAGCUUUUUAAACAUAUAGUUUAUUACCACAGACCCGCUUUAGAAAUAAGUGCUGAUGAAUCUGUACUGCUUGAUGUGUUGAUUGUAUUUUAACAACUAGUUUGUUCUAAGAUUGUUUUCUGUAUGGUAGUGCUGUCCUUGUGCGCUGUAUGUAUAAUGCAUGCUGUUAUCGUUAUGACGCCGAGUUGUAGACAUAGUUAAAAAGUCUCACAUAAAAACCUCAAUUAUGAAGCUUGCAUAAAGAUGCAACUACAUUGUACCUCUGGACUUCUGAGCUACAAGUGAAGUCCACAAAGGAUUUAAAUAAAUACCUCAUAAAGGACAACUCAUUAUGUGGCAUUUAAUGAACAUUAGUAUAUAUAUAUAUUUUUUAACAUACAUAUUGUAUAAGCUCUAUUUUUUUCAUUUAGAAGCUUGCCAAACUUGUUUUGGCACAGGCUGCUUGAAAGUGUAUGUUGAUCAUUAAAAACAAACAGUGUUCAGCCUUAUCACUGGCUAGUUUAGAUGAUGGUGUUUAUUCAAGACAACCUGGGGCAUUUUUUUUUACCAAAGUGGCUUCACCUUGACUUUUUAGUCCAAAGCAACGUAGUGGUAACGUGCGGUUUGCUCCCUGGUCACGCUGCUCUGGUUAUGUUCAGGUCUUUAAAUUCAAAAAUGCAAAGACCUGAACAUAACCAUUCACCACACAUACUGUACAUUAAAGGGCAACUCCAAUAAUUCCACACAUUAACGUUUUACAAAAAAAAAAAAUUGUUAAGCUGUUUGUGGCUCCAGUGGGAGCUGUGCAAAAUCUGAUAAAUUGCUUCAAAUUAUGUCACUCAAGUCAGUGUUGGUUGGGGCUAAAGACUACAAGUUUUAAAAUGAAA
Sander lucioperca (pikeperch) is the source of this 1737-nucleotide messenger RNA. Its product is annotated as regulator of G-protein signaling 5. Lineage: Eukaryota; Metazoa; Chordata; Actinopteri; Perciformes; Percidae. The coding region runs from base 397 to 882 and encodes 161 amino acids. The record is from RefSeq and is a predicted model, not a curated record. The transcript has 6 exons.